This is a messenger RNA of Melampsora larici-populina 98AG31, 768 nucleotides long. RefSeq lists its product as uncharacterized. The transcript has a single exon. NCBI's taxonomy places the organism in Eukaryota, Fungi, Basidiomycota, Pucciniomycetes, Pucciniales, Melampsoraceae. The record is from RefSeq and is a predicted model, not a curated record. Bases 1 to 768 code for a protein of 255 amino acids.
AUGCAAGAGGCUUUAUCAACAAAUGCUGUGGAAGAUGGUUUAAACAGUAGUUCCGAAGAGCCAACUAUGGAAGACUUCAUGAAUGUCUUGAAUGACAACGAUGAAAUUCCAGAUGACGGUCAAAUCCCUUACACACCCACCCCGUUCCGACCAAGAGAUUCUUUUCAAGCCCAAUCUGAGACUCAAACGACCUCUUCAUCACUCAAGCGCACAGGUUCUAGAAACUCAGUUGACUCUACUAGCGUUGGGACCUUCAGCAAAAGAAGCCGAACUUCUGGUUCGGCGUCUUCAAUCCAGGCUCUCUUACAAGGAAAUCAAUUCGGAUCAACCCCUCUACAAGCAAGUUCAAAUGUCCGAGCGGAUCCAAACCUCAAUACUUUGGAGCAACAAGCUUUUUUUAAACAUGGUCAAAGUAUGGAACGUUUGGCUCAGGUAGUUGAAAACAUGGGUAGCUCUAUUUGUGGACAACAACCGAAACAAACCGAGUUCAGCCCUGAAGAAGCAAAAAAAAAAUCUCAGAUUGAACUGGAAUUGGUUGAUGUGAAGUUAAGCAGUGAUAAGUUUGAUUUAGACUCGCGAAAGGAAAAACAUUCACUUGAGAUGAAGCAAAUGAAAGCUGAAUAUGAACAUCAACAAGUGGCACGAAAUGCUCAUCUGAUUAGUACCUUGAUGAAAGAUCAUAACCUCAGCCUUCAGGACGCAAUGCUCGCUGCGCAACACGCACAAUCAAUGAUGCAAUCGAGUUCAGCUUCAGGCUCAGGUGUUUGA